Colletotrichum abscissum is the source of this 1521-nucleotide messenger RNA. Its product is annotated as short chain dehydrogenase. The coding region runs from base 1 to 1521 and encodes 506 amino acids. Gene Ontology annotation, cellular component: intracellular anatomical structure. Gene Ontology annotation, molecular function: oxidoreductase activity, acting on NAD(P)H, oxygen as acceptor; ATP binding; kinase activity. Lineage: Eukaryota; Fungi; Ascomycota; Sordariomycetes; Glomerellales; Glomerellaceae. The record is from RefSeq and is a predicted model, not a curated record. The transcript is spliced from 4 exons.
AUGGAGUCUACAUAUCAUACCCUUGUUCAGCGUAUCAUCCUCAAAUGGGCUGAGAAGAGGCGCACAUCAUCCGACACCUCCAAUGUACAUCCCCGCCUCAUUAUCGCCCUCGCAGGGCCACCGGGGUCCGGAAAGACAACCAUCGCCCAGAAAGUCGUCUCCGCCAUCAACGCCUCCCAGGAACCCCACCCAAAUUCUAUUGUGCUAUCUGCGGACGGCUUUCAUUUACCUCUCGCAGCUCUCCGGGCGCUUCCUAAUGCGGCGGAAGCAAUUGCUCGCCGCGGGGCCCCUUGGACCUUUGAUGGCCAGGCCGUCAUCGACCUCGUCCGGCAGCUGCGGGCUUCAGCAGGACUGCGACCCGUUCUUGCACCAACCUUUGACCACAAAGUAAAGGAUCCCGUUUCCGAUGGGUUCACUGUAGAUGCAGAUGUUCAGGUUUGCAUUGUUGAGGGGAAUUAUUUGCUCGUGGAUGACGAGCCCUGGAACCAGAUCGCAGAUUUGGUAGAUGAACGGUGGCUCGUGAGAGUUGAGCCUACACUGGCACGGAGACGAGUUGCCGCGCGGCAUCUCACAGCUGGUAUUGAAGAAACAAUGGAAAGAGCUCUCUUCCGGGCAGAGAGUAAUGACAUGGUCAAUGGAGAAUUCGUUGACAGGCACAGUGAGGGUAGAUACGACUCAAGCAACAUGGCAACAAAUGGUUCCACGAAUGGGGCGAGAAAGUCCAUCAGAGCCUCCAAUCCGCCCAUCGAGGAUAGUGUCUUCAAACAGUUCCGCCUUGAUGGAAGAACGGUCAUAAUCACUGGUGGAGCAGGCGGAAUAGGAUCAGAGAUCGCCAGGGGCCUCGCUGAAGCCGGUGCCAACAUCGCCAUAUGGUACAACAGCUCUAAAGCCGCCGUUACCAUUGCCGCAACCAUUGCGGAAGAUUUUGGAGUCAAGACAAAGGCUUAUCAAGUCAAUGUCACUAACUACCCUGCCGUCGAGGUGGCGGUGGCAGAAGCGGUCAAAGACUUCGGUCGUCUGGAUGUCAUGAUCGCCAACGCCGGAAUCCCGUCCAAGGCCGGGGGCCUCGAUGACAAGGUCGAGGACUGGGAUCGUGUACGUGCAGUCGACUUUGACGGCGCGUACUACUGCAUGAGGGCGGCUGGUCUCGUGUUCCGUGAGCAGAAGAGGGGCGUAGGCAUCAUCACUGCGUCCAUGAGUGGUCACGCUGCAAACGUACCGCAAGAACAGAGCUGCUACAAUGCCUGCAAGGCAGGAACCAUACACCUAGCGCGGUCUUUGGCUGUCGAGUGGGCCAAGUGGGGAGGACGCAUCAAUUCGGUGUCUCCUGGUUACAUCGAUACCGUCAUCUCGGGUGAUUGUCCGUUCGAGAUGAAGGAGGAGUGGUUCAGCUUAACACCACUGCGCAGAGAUGCUGAUCCGAGGGAGUUGAAAGGCGUUUACCUGUACCUAGCGAGUGAUGCUAGUUCCUACACAACUGGGGCUGACUUCAUCGUGGAUGGUGGGUACACGGCACGGUGA